Molecule: messenger RNA, 7141 nt
Organism: Pseudoliparis swirei
Lineage: Eukaryota; Metazoa; Chordata; Actinopteri; Perciformes; Liparidae
Gene: slc12a2
Product: solute carrier family 12 member 2
Exons: 27
Coding region: 420-3881 (1153 amino acids)
Biological process (GO): sodium ion homeostasis; potassium ion homeostasis; chloride ion homeostasis
Cellular component (GO): membrane
Molecular function (GO): ammonium channel activity; sodium:potassium:chloride symporter activity
Source: RefSeq, a predicted model, not a curated record
ACGGAGGACAGCGCCGGCAGUGAGGAGGAGCUGCGGCAGCAUCCCACUCAGAGCGACACACCGGGGCGGCCGCACGGGAAUCACAGUCCAGGUAGCGACUGAAAAGUUACCGGGAGAAUUAUUUCCUUUGUUGGGGUAAUUUACUGCCGCGGAAGAUAGGAGCGGCAGAGUGGCUGAAAGUUUCCAUCCUGUGUAGCCUCAUGUUCCGGGGCAGCUAACGAGCUACUGCCGGGAUCCGAGCCUCUCGAGCGGGUAGAGCAGCGUGUUCUCCCCCGACGGUUUGUCCGUUAGUCACGGGGCGACUCCCGGGUUCGAUGGCUCCCUGCUGUUAGUUCGUGGGCCACAACGUUAUUUGUGUGUGGUUUUUUUGGCCGCACACCUUUUUCCACGUUUUUGUGUGUAUUUGUUUGAGUUUUGCCAUGUCAGCGUCAUCCUCCACACCCUCCGCCCCGGUGAGCGAUUUUUUAACCCCGGGUGCGGGGCCGAAGCCGCUCGCUCCCACCCCGAGCCAGAGCCGCUUCCAGGUGGACAUCGUCACGGAGGCAGCGGGCGCCGCGGAGGACAAGUCCCCGAGCUCCACCACCCUCCCAUCCUGCGACGCCGCCGCCGUCGCUCCUCCUCCUCCUCCUCCGGGGGGUCCGGAUGCGAAUCCCGGCGGCGGUGAGGAAGCCAAAGGCCGGUUUCGCGUCGUGAACUUCGCGGACCCGCGCGAAGCGGAGAGCGACGCGACCUCUCCGGAGGGCGAGGGGCUGCAGAACGGGGACACGGUGAUGAGCGAGAGCAGCUUGCACUCGUCCACGGGGGGCCAGCACCACUAUCACUACGACACGCACACGCACACCUACUACAUGAGGACUUUCGGCCACAACACCAUCGACGCGGUGCCCAACAUCGAUUUUUACCGGCAGACGGCAGCGCCUCUCGGGGACAAGCUCAUCAGACCCACCCUGUCGGAGCUGCACGACGAGCUGGACAAGGAGCCCUUUGAGGAUGGGUUUGCCAACGGGGACGAGCUCACCACGCCGGAGGAGGCCGCCGCGAAGGAAGCGGCCGACUCCAAAGGAGUGGUCAAGUUCGGCUGGGUCAAGGGGGUCCUGGUCCGCUGCAUGCUGAACAUUUGGGGCGUGAUGCUCUUCAUCCGCAUGUCAUGGAUUGUGGGUCAGGCUGGAAUCGCUCUGGCCUGUCUGAUCGUCGGCAUGGCCACCGUGGUGACGACCAUCACCGGCCUCUCCACGUCGGCCAUCGCCACCAACGGCUUCGUACGAGGAGGUGGAGCGUAUUACUUGAUUUCCAGGAGUCUGGGCCCAGAGUUCGGGGGUUCCAUCGGUCUGAUCUUUGCCUUUGCCAAUGCCGUGGCCGUGGCCAUGUAUGUGGUGGGCUUUGCCGAAACUGUCGUGGGACUUCUUGCCGGUGCAGACGCCCUCAUGACGGAUGAACUCAACGACGUCCGUAUCAUCGGCACCAUCACGGUGGUCCUCCUGCUGGGCAUCUCCUUGGCGGGGAUGGAAUGGGAGGCCAAGGCCCAGAUAUUCUUGCUCAUCGUCCUCAUCGCAGCCAUCAUCAACUACUUCAUCGGAACCUUCAUUCCUCUCAAGUCAAAGGAGCCGAUGGGCUACUUCGGCUACGACGGUGUGAUCAUGUGGGAGAACAUGGGCCCCGACUUCCGGGAGGAGACGUUCUUCUCCGUCUUCGCCAUCUUCUUCCCCGCCGCCACCGGUAUUCUGGCUGGAGCCAACAUUUCAGGAGACCUCGCUGACCCACAGCUGGCCAUCCCCAGAGGAACCCUGCUGGCCAUAUUGAUCACAGGAAUCGUCUACCUGGGCGUCGCCGUUUCCACAGGCUCCUGCAUCGUGAGGGACGCCAGCGGGAACCUGAACGACACGCUCAGCUCUCAGUUCAUGGCCAACUGCACCGACGCCGCUUGCAAAUUCGGCUAUGACUUCUCCGCCUGCAGGAGCGAGAAAGGCGGCUGCCCGUACGGCCUGCAGAACGACUUCAAUGUGAUGAGCAUGGUUUCUGGUUUCGGGCCAAUCAUCACCGCCGGAAUCUUCUCUGCCACUCUGUCCUCCGCGCUGGCCUCUUUAGUCAGCGCACCCAAAGUGUUCCAGGCGUUAUGUAAGGACAACAUCUACCCCGGCCUGGCCAUGUUCGCUAAAGGCUACGGCAAGAACAACGAGCCCCUCCGAGGAUACAUCCUGACCUUCGGCAUCGCCCUGGCCUUCAUCCUCAUCGCGCAGUUGAACGUAAUUGCCCCCAUCAUCUCCAACUUCUUCUUGGCGUCCUACGCCUUGAUCAACUUCUCUGUGUUCCACGCCUCACUGGCUAACUCACCAGGAUGGCGUCCCAGCUUCAAAUACUACAACAUGUGGGUGUCGCUGGCCGGAGCCAUCCUGUGCUGCGUGGUGAUGUUCGUCAUCAACUGGUGGGCGGCGCUCAUGACCAACGUCAUCGUCCUGGGGCUGUUCAUCUACGUCAGCUACAAGAAGCCAGAUGUGAACUGGGGCUCGUCCACCCAGGCGCUGACCUACCACCAGGCGCUGACCCACACGCUGCACCUGAGCGGCGUGGAGGACCACGUCAAGAACUUCAGGCCUCAGUGUUUGGUGAUGACCGGUUACCCAAACUCUCGUCCAGCUCUUCUGGAUUUGGUUAACUCCUUCACCAAGAACGUGGGCCUGAUGAUCUGUGGGCACAUCCGCACGGGCUACCGGAGGCCCAACUUCAAGGAGCUGUCCACGGACCAGGCCCGGUACCAGCGCUGGCUGCUGAAGAACGACACCAAGGCUUUCUACUCGCCGGUGUUCGCCGAGGACAUGAGGCAAGGGGCGCAGUACCUGCUCCAGGCGGCGGGCCUGGGCCGCCUCAAGCCCAACACCCUGGUGCUGGGCUUCAAGAACGACUGGAGGGACGGAGACAUGAUGAACGUGGAGACCUACAUCAGCAUGAUCCAUGAGUCCUUUGACUAUCAGUUCGGUGCCGUCAUCCUGCGGCUGAAGGAAGGACUAGACGUGUCUCACAUCCAGGGACAAGACGACCUGCUGUCCUCCCAGGAGAAGUCCUCCGGCAUGAAGGACGUGAUCGUCUCCAUCGACACGAGCAAAGACUCCGACGCCGACUCGUCCAAACCGUCGUCCAAAGCCACGAGUCAUCAGAACAGCCCCGCCAUGCAGAAAGAAGACGAAGAGAGGAAAGCCGCGACGCAGCCGCUGCUGAAGAAAGACAAGAAGAGCCCGACUGUCCCCCUCAACGUGUCCGACCAGAGGCUGCUGGAGGCCAGCCAGCAGUUCCAGAAGAAACAAGGGAAGGGCACCGUGGACGUGUGGUGGCUGUUCGACGACGGAGGUCUCACCCUGCUCAUCCCCUACCUGCUGACCAACAAGAAGAGGUGGAAGGACUGCAAGAUCCGCGUCUUCAUCGGAGGGAAGAUCAACCGGAUCGACCACGACCGCCGAGCGAUGGCCACUCUGCUGAGCAAGUUCCGGAUCGACUUCUCGGACAUCACCGUGCUGGGAGACAUCAACACGAAGCCCAAGAAGGAGCACGUGUCGGCCUUCGAGGAGAUGAUCGAGCCGUAUCGGCUGAAGGAAGACGACAUGGAGCAGGAGGCGGCCGAGAAGCUGAAGGACAGCGAGCCCUGGAGGAUCACCGACAACGAGCUGGAGCUCUACCGCGCCAAGACGAACCGCCAGAUCCGACUCAACGAGCUGCUGAAGGAGCACUCGAGCACCGCCAACCUCAUCGUCAUGAGUCUGCCGCUGGCCAGGAAGGGCGCCGUGUCCAGCGCCAUGUACAUGGCCUGGCUGGAGGUGUUGUCCAAGGACCUGCCGCCCAUCCUCCUGGUGCGCGGAAACCACCAGAGCGUCCUCACCUUCUACUCUUAAAACACACACACAGGGGGGAAAACAAGAGUUUUUAAAAGUCUCGCAUCCACUUCUGCCUCUGGAAGCACACACACACACACACACACACACACACACACACACAUACACACACACACACACACACACCUAAGGUGCACCACAUACACUCCAGAGACGGUAGAAGCCACUGAUGGAAACCAAUGCUGGUAACAUGAAUAAAGAUAAAGGAAGUGGAAUUGGUUGAGGUGUGUAAAAGCCCUUCAAGUGAUAGGGGGGGGGGGGGGGGCUAUGGGGGUCCACGGGGCCCCACUCUGCCCCUUUCUUUAAAUCUUGAUCUAUUCCAACAUGUCUGGGUUUUUUCUCUUGUAGCUUUAGUUUCUUCUAAUUGUCCUCAUGACGUAUGUUCCAUGUGUUGACUCAAAGCGGUCCUCAUACGGAGGUUCUGGCCGUCGUGUUGAUUGGACCGGGUCGGGUCGGGUCAUUUCUUUUUUUGCGACGCAGCAAUAAUCAAACUGUUCUCCUUUGGUGUUUCCGGGAGAGGCCCCGCCCCCUGAAGCCUUAUGAUGUGCCUUCCAGCUGAAUCCGACACAAACACUUCUAAUCUCUCCGGAUUGACGGAUGCGAGCUAAACUUAUUCUCUGAGUGGACACUAGUUCUGGUUUUAAUGUGAUUGCUAGUUGUAUUUAUGCGAGUGGACUGCAGGUUUAAUGAAGGCGGUCCACUCGGUUGCUUGAAGACUUUUUUGUCAUUUUUUCUUUCUUUCUUUCUCUUUUUACCCAGAUCAACGUGUUUCUCUUUCAGGCCACGCAUUUAUUUUAUUAGUCUUCACCUCCAGUCUUCCUUUUCUUUUAGAAAGCUGUUGAAUAUUCUCGGCUCGGCGGCGCAUGACGCAGUUUAUCCUUCAGGCGCCGCGCCUGAAAAAACCCGUUUUUAUUGGUCUUGAGUGUCAGAGCCGACGUGUGAACGGAGCCAGACUGACGAAGUCUUUUCUUCUAACGCGUGUUUGUGUGUUCGGUUCUUCCCCCGAGAAAGAAAGGAGUCCCACCUCGCCUUAAGGCCAGAGCGGUCCCCAGUCACCGCUUCCUGUCCCCUAUGAGCCAUACUGGCUGCACCGCUUCACUGGUUAUGCCUCAUCUUUACGUUCCACCUGCUGUCUGUUACAUGGCUUCCUGUGGUCAAACCGCGGUUACGUUACCCGGGUUAGCGCCCCGGCAGACCCGUUGCCGGUCUCUCCGGUUCCCCCGCGACAGCCUGUUGCCGGGCAGAGCGUCGCUCUGGAAGGCGUGAGUAGAGCGCCGUGUUCCUCUACGCAGCCCGCUGGUGUUAAUAAGUCGAUGUGAGCGGAUCUGCUGGCUCCGGUCGUCCCAAAUCUAAACGAGAUCCUGAAGUUACUCGUUGGGCUCGUUGACCGCGGCUCCAAACUUCAAAUCCCAAACUUUUGAUUUGUGCUCGUUCCAAAGAGUCUUCAGGAAAUGCAGAGCGACCGGGAAGGAACCCGACAGCCCGGCUGACAUUCAGGAGGAAACGGACACGGUCAUUAACAGCAACUGUAAUCUGGAUUAUUUCACUUUGUUUUGCCCUCCGUGGUGCGCACACACACACACACACACACACGUUCUAUACGAGUGUGGCCCUGCAACAUGAAUAAUUCCAUUUGAUUGUUUAACAGGAGUCGAUGGUAAGAGAGACGGCACAGCUCAUCACGAGCAAACUGGAACUCCUCCGUGGUAUGCUACUCUCUUUAGCUAACGGGAUGCUAAUGUCAUUAGCUAACGGGAGAGUAAACCUGGACCAGUUUAGGAGGAGAAGCUCCCUCACGGUUCUAAGUUAAACUGCCUCAUAACUAAUGGAAUAAAACAGGGUUCUUUGGGUUUCUAAUUAACUUUCCUCCCCCCCAGAACAGGCGGUUUUAUAGCAUCGAGCACGUCGCUCUCAUGUACUCUGUAUGCAAUUUCUAAAGUGCGUGAACACGAUGCUUUAGGUUAGCUGAAUGUACUGUAUAAUCGUAAACAUUCCCAUCCUGUAUAUUUCCCGUCGCCGUUAGCCUUCACGCUGCCGCAUCCUGUCAUCGCGCGGUGCUUCACCUUCACGUGUGUGUGACGGUCAGUAGUACGUAAACACGAACUAUAGGUCGUGCUCGCGUGUAUUGAAUACAUUCUGGAGUACUUUCCAGGUAAAAAGCAUGUCAAAGACGACCUGCUGGUGGUGGUCUAGCGUGCGAUAGCGCCCCCCAAAAACAUCCUCCCAGCUCCGUCGGGGUCUUUUGAUUGGGUACGGUCUGAACAUCGUCAAUUUACAUAAUAAUCUUUCCUAAAAGUGACCUGGCCUUCUGAAGGCGCAGCACUAAAUCCCCGGAGUGCCGCUCUUAAUUGGCAUCGGCAUUCCACUCACAAUUUGAUUGACGUUUCCCAACUUUCACUUCCUGUUGGUGCCUUUGGGGGGCGCUGUUGUGCACCAUGAGGAAGCCCCGCAGUGUGUCUUAAAAACUCCAUUCACUCUCUCUCUCUCCUUUUCUCUCUAUUUUACUGUUUCAUAGAAACAAUAUCACAAACAAGAACACGGGUUAUUCUAUAUUUGUACAUUACAGAAUCUAUAUAGCUGCCUCUAUAUAUAUAUUUAUCUAUAUAUAUAUAUACAAAUAGUUAGUCUGACCUGUCAACAAAAAGACUGUGUCCAGACUUGUACUCAUAUUGUCAGCCACCGUGUCGUCAUUUGAUCCCAUGUAUUUCCUGCCAAAGCCCCGCCUCCUCCCCCCCCCUCCGGUCCCCAUCUGUCCAGCCAUGACGGAUGACGCUGUAAACACUGCGAACACUAUAAAACUAACCUGUAAAUAAACUCUUCGUAGACUUAACGGCAUACAUUUAAGAAUGGAACAACUGUCGAAUUUCAAAAUGGAGAAAGAUAUUUAUUUUAGUUCAGGAUUUUCUCCACAUUCUUUUUCUUUGGUGUAUUUUUGGUUUUGGUUGUAAGUUAAUUUGCAUGUCGGUUCUUUUUUUUAAAUCGUUUUGUUGCCUUGUUGAUUAUAGCAAAUUGUCUUUUCUUCCUUUUUUUUAGUCUAUUUCUAUCUUUUCGAUGCCUUUUGAAGAAAAGACAUCACGUUAAAAAUAACCAAGCAGAUCAAACCUGUGUUCACACAGACGUGGAGGGAAUCCAGCAGCCGGUUGAAGCGGUAAUGUUUUAUACGCUGUCCUGUUAACGGUCACAGAUAUGCUUUUUUUUUUUUACAUUCAUGAUUACCAAUACUUUGUACAUCUUUAUUGCAAUAAAUCAAUCAAAUGAAA